CAGCUCACCUCACCUCCCCGCGCCUGCCUGCUUGGACUUGUUUAACACCCACCACCGCUCCCUCCUCCCUCCUCCGGGUGACGUCGCCGCGGACCGCACCGGCGGCGGGGCGAGGCGCGGCGCGGCGCGGCCUUCUAUCUCCCGUGCUCCCCAGGAUGCCGGAGGCAAAUGCGGGUGCCCGCGGCGGCGGCGAGCAGCGCAGCAAGGUUCAGAGUUCGGACGUGAUGAGUUUCUUCAGUGAAUAUGGAGAUGCAAGCAGAUACAAGAUUGAGGAAAUCAUCGGCAAAGGGAGUUAUGGGGUGGUAUGUUCAGCCAUCGACCGGCAGACCGGCGACAGGGUGGCCAUAAAGAAGGUGUCCAACAUCUUCGAGCACAUAACCGACGCCGCUCGGAUGCUCCGCGAGAUCAAGCUUCUCCGGCUUCUCAGGCACCCCGACAUCGUCCAGAUCAAGCACAUAAUGCUGCCUCCCUCCAGGAGGGACUACAAGGACAUAUUUGUUGUCUUUGAGCUCAUGGACACGGACCUCCACCAGGUUAUCAAGGCCAACGAUGACUUGACAAAGGAGCACUACCAGUUCUUUCUCUACCAGAUGCUCCGCGCGCUCAAAUACAUCCAUACUGCUAACGUUUAUCAUCGUGAUUUGAAGCCAAAAAACAUAUUGGCAAAUGCAAACUGCAAGCUCAAGAUAUGUGAUUUUGGACUAGCAAGAGUUGCAUUCAAUGACACCCCUACAACUGUUUUCUGGACGGACUAUGUUGCCACUAGGUGGUACAGAGCUCCGGAGCUCUGUGGUUCUUUCUUUACCAAGUAUUCACCGGCUAUUGAUACCUGGAGCAUUGGUUGCAUUUUUGCGGAGAUCUUGACAGGAAAGCCUUUGUUCCCUGGUAAAAAUGUGGUUCAGCAGUUGGAUAUGAUGACUGAUUUCUUAGGCUCGCCGUCGCCUGAGAUUAUUUCUCGGAUUCGAAAUGAAAAGGCAAGGAGGUACCUGAGCAGCAUGAGGAAGAAACUGCCAGUACCUUUUGCAGAGAAGUUCCCCAAGGCAGAUCCUGCAGCAGUCAAGCUCUUGCAAAAGCUUCUAGCAUUUGAUCCAAAGGACCGACCGACUGCUGAAGAGGCGUUGGCUGAUCCCUAUUUCAACGGCCUCGCGAAAGUGGAGAGAGAACCAUCAUGCCAACCGAUUUCGAAAAUGGAGUUUGAGUUUGAACGCAGAAAGUUUACCAGAGAGGACAUCAAGGAACUUAUAUUCAGGGAGAUAUUGGAGUACCACCCUCAGCUUCUCAAGGACUACACCAACGGCUCUGAAAAAACAAACUUUCUAUAUCCUAGUGCUGUGGACAACUUCCGGAGGCAAUUUGCGAACUUGGAGGAAGAUGGAGGAAAAGGCGGGGCACCCGAGAGGAAGCAUGUUUCUCUGCCGAGGACUACAACAGUUCACUCUACCCCAGUUCCUACAACAAAUGGUCCGGCCUACCAAGCUCCUCAAAGGAUUCCAACAGCUAGACCAGGCCGAGUGAUUGCCUCAGCGACACCGACCGAGAACGCGGCCUUCGCCGACCGACAAACGGGCCGAAGGAUGGCGAGGGACCCCGCGGCUCCCCCAGCAGCAGCGGCUGCCGGCUACCACCAGAGGCCGGACUGCUCCGACAGGCAACAGGAGGUGGAGAAGGACCGCGCGCACUACAGGCCGGCGCACCAUUUCAGGGACGCCAGGGUGGCGCCCGAGGCCGAGUCGCGGCCCUCGGCGUACCACAUUCCCCCGUUCAACGGCAUCGCCGCGGUCGCCGGCGGGUACAGCAAGGUCGGCGUGGCAGGAAGGAUGUACUAGCGCAAUUGCUGGGCGAGUUUGCCGGGAGCUGGAGGACGGCCGUGAUCGAUGGCCGUUGUGGGGAAUGCAGGGGCUGGGAGGGUCUCAAAUUUAGGACGUAGGAGACAGCCGGACAAGGUGGUGCUCUUGUGUACAUAGAUAUUACCGGCAGCCAAAUUGGUUGGUCUGUUUUUCUGGGUUGAUAGAUAUGUUGAAAGUUGGAACAGUGAGCUCUGCUCUGAGAGGUGAAAGGGCCUCAGGGAGGGGGGAGGGGGUUGGGGGCUGUAGAGUUUCUCUUUUUUGUUUUGUUUCCGGAUGGUGUUAAUAGGAUGGAUGGAUGAAUAAAUGGAUGAUGAUGGAGGUUCUGAUGGCUUCUCCGUGGAUGAACUCAA
Triticum dicoccoides is the source of this 2197-nucleotide messenger RNA. Its product is annotated as mitogen-activated protein kinase 7-like. Gene Ontology annotation, molecular function: MAP kinase activity; ATP binding. The record is from RefSeq and is a predicted model, not a curated record. Lineage: Eukaryota; Viridiplantae; Streptophyta; Magnoliopsida; Poales; Poaceae. Gene Ontology annotation, biological process: protein phosphorylation. The coding region runs from base 156 to 1826 and encodes 556 amino acids. The transcript is spliced from 10 exons.